AUGUCUUUGACGGUGUCUCAUCUAAUCCGGGACUCUUCAGAUCAUGCUCCGCUCCUCAUUUCUGUCUCAACCAGGCUGGAUAAUAAGCCGCAGUCAUUCAGGUUUCUUAACUUUUGGACGAGCCGUGAGGAUUUCUUGCCCAUUGUUCGGGACUCUUGGAAGCAGCCAUGUUCUGGUUCUCCUCUACAAGUUCUGUGUUGCAAAUUAAAACGGCUUCAGGGGGCUGUCCAGGUUUGGAAUAGGGUGGUUUUCGGGGAUAUAUUUCAGGCAGUUAGGCAGAAGGAAGAGGAGGUGAGGCUUGCGGAGAUCCGGAUGGAAAGUGAUGGGUCGGAAGCGGCUAGGGUUCAAUUACAUCUUGCUCAAGGUCGUUUGCGUGCUGCCUUGAGAGUGGAGGAGGUUUUUUGGAAGCAAAAGGCCCGGGUUAGGUGGCUUCAGGAGGGAGACCGCAAUACAAAGUUUUUUCAUUCCGUGGUCAAACACAGAACGGUACGGUCGAUCGUUCACAAGAUUAGAAAUGACCGAGGGGAAUGGAUUGAGUCGGAGGCGGAGAUAGGAGCUGAGGCAGUAAGGUACUUUGAGAGGUUGUUUACAGCUCAGCAUAUAGCAUCUUCUUCUACUUUGCUUCAGCAUAUCCCAAAAAUUUUGACAGAUGAGGAGAAUGGUUUGCUGGAGCAGGUUCUCUCUGCGGAGGAGAUUCGUAGUGCGGUCUUUGCGAUGGAUGGCGAGAGUGCGCCGGGGCCAGAUGGUUAUACGGGUAAAUUUUUUACGGCCGCCUGGUCAGUUAUCGGUGAGGAUGUGGUCCGAGCAAUGUGUAGCUUCUUUUGCGGGGCUGAGCUACCACGUGCAAUUACAGCAACCUCCAUUGUGCUCAUUCCUAAGAUUGUGCACCCUCAAAACUUUUCACAUUUCUGUUUGAUUAGCCUGUGCAACUUUGUUAACAAGGUACUUUCGCAAAUUUUGGCAGAUCGUUUGGCCCAAGUCCUUCCUAAGAUCAUUUCCCCACAGCAGAGUGGCUUUGUUCGGAGGCGGCUCAUAUCGGAUAACUUCCUGCUUGCACAGGAAUUACUCUCUAGUAUGGGUAGGUCUCCCAGAAAUGCCGAUGUUGUCCUAAAAUUAGAUAUGUCGAAGGCCUACGAUCGUGUUUCCUGGGCGUUUUUGACUAUGGUAUUGUAA
This is a messenger RNA of Coffea arabica (coffee), 1173 nucleotides long. The record is from RefSeq and is a predicted model, not a curated record. Lineage: Eukaryota; Viridiplantae; Streptophyta; Magnoliopsida; Gentianales; Rubiaceae.